AUGUCCGCGCCUCUCAUUGUGUGCUCCGUCCUCAAGGACGAGGAUGCCCGCACCAACCUGCUCUACCUGAACCCGCACGACGCCCACAGCUGCGUUGGUAGCUCAGGGAUUGUCAUGCUCAACGACUUCCUCUUCACGGUGUCCGUCAACGCCGGAAUCAAGGCCGGUCAUGUCGGGAUGAACAGCAUCCAGCGUCGCCUGCUCGGCCUCUCCACCACGACAGGCAGCACGGUGAUUCUUCGGACGCCCCCGCAGCACAUCCCGGCCAUUGCGAAAAUGACCUUGAGGGUGGAGCACAUCGUGGCCUCCAAAAAAGGCGGCACGUUGGACUGCAUGGAGUUUAUUGGCUACUUUCUCGCGCAGUUCACGGGACAGUGCUUUCGCGAGACGCAGAUGUUGGCUGUGGUACUGGACUCCAGCCUCCGACUCUUGGUGACUGUCACGCAGCUCAACUGUGAUGGCCUGGGAGACGUUGGCGUGCUUGACCCCAGCACGAGUCUCAUUGUUCUUGCCACGGAGAAGAGCGAAAUUACGCUCGCGAACGUGCCGGACAACCAGUUGGAUGCCCAGCAACCACAGUUGAUGCAAAACUUUAACCUUGAGAGCCUCGGCAUCGGUGGACUGCGGAGCGAAUUUGCGCAGGUGUUUCGUCGUGCCUUUGCGAGUCGCCUCUUCCCUGCCUCCUACAUGAAGAAGCUGGGGGUGAAGCACGUCAAGGGGGUCCUGCUGUACGGUCCACCCGGCACCGGAAAGACACUUAUUGCCCGCAAAAUUGGGGAAAUCCUCAACUGCCACCCGCCAAAGAUUGUCAAUGGACCCGAGGUGUUUAACAAGUUUGUUGGCGGGACGGAGGAAAAUGUGCGGAAGCUCUUUCUGGAUGCCGAGGCGGAGGAUGCGGCAAAAGGGGAGCUCUCCAAGCUCCACCUGAUCAUUUUUGAUGAGUUCGAUGCCAUCUGUAAGCAGCGCGGUGCCGUACGGGAUUCCACCGGCGUCAACGACAACGUGGUCAAUCAACUGCUCUCCAAAAUUGACGGGGUAAACUCGUUGAACAACGUCCUUCUCAUCGGCAUGACGAAUCGACUGGACCUCAUUGACGAGGCAAUCCUGCGGCCGGGCCGCUUUGAGGUGCACGUGGAGAUCAGCCUCCCAAACGAGGAGGGGCGAGAGGAGAUCUUUCGCAUCCACACCCGCGGGAUGCGUGAGAACGGCGUCAUUGGCAAGGACGUGGACCUGGCGGAGCUCGCCGGGAUGACCAAAAACUACUCCGGUGCCGAGAUUGAGGGCGUGGUGCGCUCCGCCAUCUCCAACGCGUUCAACAAGCACAUAGACCUCGACCAUCCAACCGAGGUGGUGAAUGUGCGGGACGUGUUUGUGUCACGGCAGGAUUUUCUUCAUGCUGUUGAGGAGGUGCAGCCGGCCUUUGGGAAGGCAAAGGAGGAGUGUAGCAACCUCAAGGGCGACGGUAUCAUUUCUUACGGUAAACAGUGGGAGGGAGUUGAGAGCUGCUGCGACCGGUAUGUGGAGCUGCUAAAGGGGGAGGGUAAGCGUAUCAAUUUGCUUAGCGUGUUGAUUGAGGGGCUGCCAAGCUCCGGUAAGUCAGCCGUGGCGGCGCACCUCGCAGAACGGGCCGAAUUUCCCUACGUCAAGGUUAUCUCCAGUGAAGGCAUGGUCAGCUAUGGUGAGCUGCAAAAAGUAAAUAUCAUUCGCAAGGCCUUUGAAGAUGCCUAUCGAUCUCCUGCAAGCGUUAUCAUCAUUGACGACAUUGAGCGCAUUAUUGAAUUCUCGCACCUGGGUGGUCGAUACAGCAACGCAAUCUUGCAAGCGUUACUCGUGCUUAUCAAGCGACCGCCGCCGGAGGGCAGAAAGCUACUCGUGAUCGGCACAACAGCCCUGUAUGAGGUGCUGGAUAGCCUGGAGAUGGUCUCAUGCUUCUCCGUGAAGGUGGCGCUGCCUGGCGUCCCUCCAGAGGCGCUACCGGUGAUUGCCCACGAGCUUGGGCUUCCCUUUGCAACCCAGGCGGAUCUGUACCGCUGCGUUGACCACCUCCUCCCGGCGUCUAUGCCGAUGAAGCAGCUGCUGCUUGUCUUGGAGAUGUCUGUUGAGAAGGGGCCAGACGGGAAGCCCGUCCUCACCGCCAACACCUUUGAGCAGGCGCUUGAAUCCGUUGGGGUGCGUCGAAGCUGA
Molecule: messenger RNA, 2184 nt
Organism: Trypanosoma conorhini
Lineage: Eukaryota; Euglenozoa; Kinetoplastea; Trypanosomatida; Trypanosomatidae
Product: vesicular-fusion protein NsF
Exons: 1
Coding region: 1-2184 (727 amino acids)
Biological process (GO): SNARE complex disassembly; intra-Golgi vesicle-mediated transport; Golgi to plasma membrane protein transport
Cellular component (GO): Golgi stack
Molecular function (GO): ATP hydrolysis activity; ATP binding
Source: RefSeq, a predicted model, not a curated record